Molecule: messenger RNA, 4288 nt
Organism: Linum trigynum
Lineage: Eukaryota; Viridiplantae; Streptophyta; Magnoliopsida; Malpighiales; Linaceae
Source: the annotation of a GenBank genome assembly
CCCAAAAGGAAACAAAAUCCUAAGCCUAAAAGGAAGGCCAAACUCGGCCAGACCUGAAACCCGGUCGGGUAUCUUGCUAUUCCAGGCCGGGGAAAUCCCCUGCCUCAUAAACCCGAUCUUCUCACCCAAAUCCCCGGUCGGGGAUUCCUUUAUGCCAGGUCGGGUUUUUGCUGUUGGCGUGCUCACAUCAGUAUCACCUGUAAAUUCUGAUAAUAUUGCAGAAUAUUGGUAGUUACAAGUCGGAUGGAAAUGAUUACACUUCGGAUUUUAGCGAUGACGUGAAAUACCUUACGAAUUUGGCAGCAUGUGAAGCAGCUAUAGAGAUUGUCAAGGGCUUGGGGUUUUAUUUGGUAAAUUCAUCAAACCAAAAAAUAUCCAAGUGAAGCUAGUUGGCGAUGUUACUUGAAGUGCACUCAUGGUAAGAAGAAAAAGCCGAAGGUUCAUGAUCCGACUAAGAAAAGGAGGCCUCUUACUGCUUCUGGAAAGUUUGAGGGGCAAGUAUCAUAUCAAGAUUGAUUAUCAGAUUAUGGAUAUUGGUUGAUCCUAGGGGUGGUAGAUACAAAUAAUCUUGGUGUUAAUUUGGGUUUCCACAACCAUCAGUUUGAGCUAUUUCUGGAGGGGUAAAGUAGAAGCAUUUUGACUGCAGAUGAUAAGCAAUACUAGGGGUGGCCGUUCGGUUACCGGUUAACCGACCGGUUAAACCGAUAAUCGGUCGGUUAUCGACUAACCGGUAACCGAACUUCGGUCGGUUAUCGGAGGCUAGACGAAAUGGUUUUUGGUCUUAAAAUUGGGUCGGUUAACCGAUAACCGAGAAACCGAAGCCUAUUUCGGGCGGUUUUCGGUAGGGGGAGUGGUUAUUUCGGUUAACCGAUAACCGGCCGAUCGGUUAUCGGUUAUAACCGAAAUAACCGAUAUGCCACCCCUAAGCAAUACAUCCAAAAGGUGAGUUCGACAAGUAUCCCACCAAGGAAUAUCCACAAGGUAAUGAAUGAGAGAAAAUGGGGCACAUGGAAAGUACAACAUAAGACCAAUUUAUAACGAGUUGCAAAAGAUAAGGAAAGAAGAGUUUGGUCAAAUGACAACCUCAUAGUACACUUUCCCACAAGGCUUGAAAGAAGGGUUAUUGUGUGCAGUAUCUGGACGACCUUAACGUUCUUAAACACUUGUUCCUAGACCACCUGAGUCACUUGUAAUGUUGCGAGCUUAACACCAUGUGAUCGUGAUAGAUGAAACAUACGAGACUAAUAAGUAUGAUCUGCCAUGACUUGAGAUUGUCGGCAUGACACCAGUGGAAUUGAACUUUGUCAUUGCAUAUGUGCUAGUGUACGGCAAGACGAAUGAGCCAUACUAGUGGCUUCUGAUGCAUUUACAACAUCUGUUUGGGUCUAUAGUUCAAGAUGUGUUUGUCAGUGACAAGACAUGAGGAUUGGUUGAGACCGUAAGGGUACUGUUUCCAUCAUCAACUCAUAUAUUAUGCCUUUGGUAUAUAUACAGGAAUGUGAGAGUAAGGUUUCUAAUGGAGGUAUGGAGGAUGACUUAUUGUGGUAUAAACGCAACCAAAUUGAUGUUGAAUCAUAUCAUGGCGUCUUGGAAACUUGUUGUAUAUGCCUUCACAGUGGCAGACAUGGACAUAACUUUAUAAAAUAUCAUGCGUAAUAAAAGGAGAUCCUUUAUAUUAAAAAAACACAAAAAAGUCAUAACUAACAUGAUGAACUAGCUGUGGUCAUUGCAAAGGCACCCCAUCAACACCGGGGUGGGUGAUCCCGUGAGUGCAAUCUAGUCUGGUACUAGUCCAUGUCACCGUUGUCGGUCUCCGAUGGGUUCUCAACGGGUCAAAAUCAAAAUCCAAAUGCAGAUAAUGGGCUGGCAAGUUAGCCCACAAUUGAUUCGAGAAUGAAUCCAAGAAACGAUGUAACUGCUACAGAAAGUCAAACGGUACUGAUAAACUAUUACCAUCAUCGGAUGAGGAUAGUCUGUUACUAUCAAUGUUGUCAGAACCGAACCGGAGCAUGACGCGGUAAUGCGAACGGCUCGUACUUUGUGGUCCAACCGACAUUAGAUCGUUUAAAAACCGUUAGAGAACCGGUACCUAAUAAACGUUAUCAGUAUAAAUAGUGGACAUUUCUUAAUCAGAGCUCGUCUCUUUCCUUCGAAAUGGUCAAAUGGAAAUAAUGAUUCAGUUUGAGAGCCCGACGUUUUUGGUUUAUUUCAAUUUUCAAAUUUUCUGUAAUUUUCUUAAUUAAAUUUAACGACUGAAUGGAAAAGCCGGACAAGCGGCUCGAGCGGUUAACUGCCUCGGCCGCUCGUCAACCUCUACAUAAAACCGGAGCGGCUUUUAGACUGUUCCGAGCCGGUUUUGUGACCGGGUGGCUGUUUUACCGGUCGGGCCGAGCGGUUCGUCUCGUCUUUAAUAACACUGGUUACUAUCCCCGACACCAUGUUGAAUCGUAUCCCUCAGUAAUAUCAGAGAAGCACAUGACACAAGUGAACAAUGAACAUAGUACCUCCGUGCCAGGAUCUCGCCCGUAAGGAGUUUAGGUCACGUCCUCCGUUGACAUCUCAUCCAACAUCUCUUGAUAAUGUAUCAAGCGAUGUUUAGCAUCGUCUCAACCUGACAAACGGUGACAGAUCCAUGGGAAAGCGUGAGGUGCAUCUGCAGACUGCAGCAGAAUAGUGGAAACUACUCAUAUAUCCAAGCCCAAAAAGAGUCAAACAACCACAAAUAACAUUACUACCCACUCCUGGCCACCCCCAAAUGUUUGUUGAGAUAUGCAAGUGCACCAGCUCUCCAAGCAUAAUUGUUCGGCCGUCGAUGGUCCCUCAGAAACAAGUUGAUCACAAGCAAAGGCAUCAUGACUCUUAUCCAAAAAAGUGUGGAUGCAUACCACCAUUAUCGUACCACUUGGAAUUCCACUACCACCAUCAGGACCAUCCACUGAAAGUUGAACUAGACCACCCAUAUCUGACAUGAGAAUAUCCGGUUGUGCCUCAUCUCUCAUCUACUCUCCGUAAACUGGAAUAUGAAGAAUGUGAUGCACAUUGUGUCGAAGGAUCGACAUCUCUCCAAACGACAUGUGGAAGGUGUUUGUGUCUGGAUGCCACCUUUCCACAAAUGCCAAUAGUAGAGCCACGUAUAAAUGUUGCGUCAUGCACCUUAUCAAGUGAGACAAUCUUGUGGCCGCAACUAUCUGCUAGGAACCCUUUGAACUCAAUUUAUAUAUACUCAAAGACUCCACAAGUUUUGGUCUAUGGAAGCAAUUCAACACCCCCAUGGUCCUACUCAAGGAACAGUACAAGGUCUACAAGCAACAAAACAUAGCUUUAAAUGAUAGAAGCUCACUGAACCUCCUCCUUCAUUGCUGAUAAUUUCAUGCUCUUUCUGCUUCUUUUGCUGCUUGUUUUUUAGAAUGAAGAGAUGAAUGAGCUAAAAGGGAGUUAGGUAUUUAUUUUCGUUCAACUGAGAAGUAGUUCACUGUUCAUCCUAGUUAUCCACUCCCAAUAAUAAACCCUAUCCAUGGACCCUGUUCUGAGAUAUGUCGGGAUAGAGCGACUUCACAAAAUUAUUGGAAGUGGUUGGCUACACUUGCCAGUGAACGAUAGUAGUUCACCUAUGUAUGAAACUACUAUGCAAAACAUGUCAUCACGGUUGCCAGCGAACUAGUUUGGAUCGUCUUUCUAGGCAAUGAACCAUACUAGUUCUCUAGGCUUGACAGCGAACAAGAAAUGGAUCACUUCUUAGGGAAGCAAACAAUGAUGUUCGCUACACUGGCCCGCGAACCACAUGUUAGUUUUCCAACUUUUCAAACAAUAUUGUUUGCUCUACUAACCCGUGAACUAUUUUGUAGUUUGCCCCACCAUGCAUCGAACAUCCCCAAACUUAGACACUUGGAAAAUUUUAUGUUAAAUGUUGUAUUGCAUGGAUUUUAUUUUAUAACUUAUGUAUUUAAAGAUUUUUUCCAUUUUAUGGGUUAGUUAAUAUGUAAAGCAACUCAAUAUGCAUGUUACCUUCAUGCUUUCUCGAUCCUUUUUCUUAAACAUGUUUUUUACCUUAACCUUACAUUUCUCAUUCUCGAGGUAGGAAGUAUUCAAUGGAUCAACAAAAGAAAAGGGAGCAUAUGUGCUCACUACUGAUUCUAGAUGAUGUUGUAAGUUCUUGUUUAAUACCCAAGUAAUAGUAGGCACACGAUACAUCUCUUGUCCUCUCAGUGUAAGCAGUGGCAUAUAUAGAGAAUUGUCGAGGGUGAGUCCAUUUAGGAAACAAUACAUACGAUAAAAUAGUUUUAUUAGA